GGGACCUGUGAUCUUUUGUUGCGGCAGUUUUAUUUCCCCGGCCGUUAUUCGGAGUUAAUCUGGUACGCAUCGAGCAAAACACGAUGCACUCAAGCAAAAACGGAAGCGACAGCACAAGCAGCUCCUCCUCCGCGUCGGCUGACGCCAAAGUGACUUGGCUCUGUGAGAAAACGGCCCACCCGCGCCCCCCCUCGGGGGUGCUCUAUUGUCGUUUUUGCAUUUCCGGCAAAACGUUGCCUUCUGCCGCCUCCUUCGGCCGGCAGGGGGCGCCACGGUGGCAGCGCCGAGAGGAAGCGACGCCCGACAGGUGCGCCUCACACACACAUAAAAAGUGACAAAAGAAAUUGCCGACAAGGGCGGAGGAGGCCGCCGUUGUUGCGCAUCUCUUUGUUUUUCAUCAUUCUGACCCUGUUUUGCGUUGUGCUGUUGUGUUCCGCGGACCCCUCCUGUAGACGCACACGCUCUCUCGGUGGUCGUAGACGUCACGUCGAGACGGGGGACGUUGCCACAGUGGGAUGAUGACGCCCGCCACUCUUACUACUACUUCUUGUAAGCUAAAGGGUUGACUCCCAAGGUAAUAAUUACAUCUUUAAAAUGCCGAUGCCUUCCUUCUCUCUUGCACUCGUUUUCUUUCGUGGGUGGACCGGUUCGGUGGCCCGCGCUUGCUAACUGGCUGUGUGUCUCGUCUCUUUUUCUUCUCCCCCGCUUCUUUCCUCCUCUACCUGUGGCUUCUACGGGUGGAUGGGGUCGUGGCCGUGUAGGUGGCGCCGGCGAUGUCAAAAAGGAAGGUAAGGAGUCGGUGGAACUGGAGAAGUACUGGCAAGUGGUGCGGAGCAACCCGGCGGACUUUACUGGGUGGACCUACCUGCUGCAGUAUGUCGAACAGGAGAACAACCUGGCAGCUGCACGGGAGGCCUUUGACAAGUUCUUCUCCUACUACCCCUACUGCUAUGGCUACUGGAAGAAGUACGCCGACAUGGAGAAAAAGCUGUGUUCCGUCGAGAAAGCCGAGCAGACGUUCGAGCGAGGUGUCGCUGCCAUUCCGCUGAGUGUCGACCUUUGGAUUCACUACAUCAACUUCGUCAAGCUGCACUUCAAGGACGAGGAAGACUACUACACCAAGGUUAAAAACCUGUUCGAGCGUGCCAUCGAGUCGUCGGGCCAGGACUUUCGGUCGGAUCGUCUGUGGGACAUGUUUGUCACGUGGGAGCUGGAGAACAAGAACCUCAAAGAGGUCACCGCCAUCUACGAGCGGGUGCUCCAGGUGCCCACGCAGCUCUAUGGACACCACUUCGAGAAGUUCCAGGAGCACGUGAAGACGCACUUGCCAAAGGACAUCCUGUCCACGGACGAAUUCCUGCAGCUGAGGCAGCAGUACAUGGAGUCCAUGCGCAAAGCCACACCCGUGGGGCCGCCCGGCCAGUCUGGGGACGAGGCGGGCACUGCCCAGAUGGAGAUCGACGAGGACGACGGCGACGCCCCUCCGCCGGGUGUGGACGACGCUCCUCCUCCAGGUGUUGAGGACGCCACCAAGGAGGACACCAAGGCGCUGAAAAAUGACAAUGAGGCCAAGUACAUCCGGGACAAGGUGGUCGAGAAGCGGCGAGAGCUGUUCAAAGCGAACGAGGCCGAAGUUGGCCGGCGGUGGGCCUUCGAAGAAGGGAUCAAGCGGCCCUACUUCCACGUGAAGCCCUUGGAACGACUGCAGCUAAAGAACUGGCGCGAGUACCUCGACUUCGAGACGCAGAACGGCAACCACGCGAGGACUGUGAUCCUCUACGAGCGAUGCCUCAUUGCCUGCGCCCUGUACGAGGACAUGUGGAUGAAGUACAUAAAGUACUUGGACACAGCGGAGCCAGAGAAGGUGAACGACGUCUUCCGGCGGGCAUGCACAACUCACCUGGUCCGCAAGCCGAGCAUCAGCCUUGCCUGGGCUGCCUACGAGGAGAAGCACGGUCAUUUUGAGGAGGCCUCAACCAUCCUGGCCGAGAUGGAGGCGCGCAUACCGGACCUGCUGGAGCCGACGCUGCGACGGAUCAACGUGGAGCGGCGGCGCGGCUGCCCCGAAAAGGUGGAGGAGCUGUACCGGAAGUGCAUCUCGCAGACGGAGAGCACGUCGCUGAAGAGCCACUUCGCCGGCAAGCUGGCCAGGUUCCUCAACAAGGUUCAGAAAAAGCUGGAAGACGCCAAGGAAGUCUUGAAGGAGGCCCUCGACCGGGAGCCGACGAACACGCGGCUCUACAUGCAACUGGCCGACCUCGGAUACGAGCAGUGCCCGCCAGACGAGACCCUGGUGCUGGAGGCCUUUGACCAGGCCAUCGCCUGCACCCAGUUGCCGGCCGCCGACAAGCUCACCUUCCUCCAAAGAAAGCUGGAGUUCCUCGAGGACUUCGGCAGCGAUGUGGCCAAGGUUCAAGAAGCCUUUGACGAGUAUUCCAAGGCAGCCAAGGCGCAAGAGGUGGCGCAGAAGAAGAGGCCAGCGGAAGAGCCGCAGGAGACGCCAGAGAAGAAGCCAAAGACGGCGGAGCUGAACGGAGCCGAUGCAGCGGCCGCAUCUGCAGCACAAGCGAUAGCCGCAGCCACGUCAAGCGCAGCAGCCGAUGCAGCGGCCCAGUACAACUAUGCCCAGCAGUGGGGCAGCUACCCACAGGCCUACAACUACCAGCAAGCGUGGAACGCCUACCCCGCCAGUUCGUACUACCCGACGCAUUGAUCAGCAAGCGCCUGCGCUGCUGCGUAGCAAGAGAGACUGCCAUUACUUGUACAUAAGAUCCCGCACGCAUUUAGCCACCACUCCCCCCUAGUUGUCUUCGCAAAGUCAACGCCCCCAUCAGGCCCCACCCCACGCGACUUGUUCUUGCCUCGACCUUCGUUGGCAGGCACGUCCGAACAGCGAAGACCUAGCCGCUGGACAUGGCUUGCGUCGAGGCUGCGGGAAAGUAGCUGGGACGGUUACGUGUUUAUAUUUUGCGUUUCACUCGAGCACCUCCACUAUGUUCACCCCCUCCAUUCCCCUCUCAUUUCUUUGGUGUCUCGGUAUUUCCAGUGUUGUCGCGAGCUGUACACUUUCAAAGGAACACAAGGAAGGAAACUGUCGCAUCUUACAAUAAAGUGUUCUAUCUUGUGUAA
This is a messenger RNA of Rhipicephalus sanguineus (brown dog tick), 3129 nucleotides long. RefSeq names its product pre-mRNA-processing factor 39. Gene Ontology annotation, cellular component: commitment complex; U2-type prespliceosome; U1 snRNP. Gene Ontology annotation, molecular function: protein binding. Gene Ontology annotation, biological process: mRNA 5'-splice site recognition; RNA processing. Lineage: Eukaryota; Metazoa; Arthropoda; Arachnida; Ixodida; Ixodidae. The transcript has 16 exons. The coding region runs from base 977 to 2713 and encodes 578 amino acids. The record is from RefSeq and is a predicted model, not a curated record.